AUGCGAAACCAUUCUCGUUCACCGAUUCCCGAGGAUCCGCGAAAUGACACGAAAAUGAGGACGAAUCCACAAAUGAGCGUUUUCACUGGCGAAAGGGAGAAUAGCGAGAAUGAUUUUACAGUGGAUCCAAGCUCUCUGCCCGGCGUUCACCCAAUCCCGCGAGCCUUCAAUCGCUACAUUUUCUCGCAGCUCGAACCCGGGGAAUACUAUGCGAAAUCAUCCACCCAACUACUUGGCCCUUUCGCCAACGAACCCAACGAAAGCCAUUUGCCAUCGAAUGAAGAUUUCGUCAUCAUGAGGAGAAUGGCCAAACUUCCCAACGGACGAUUGGCUUUUCAAAAAGUGGCCGAGGUCAAAAAA
Messenger RNA from Mesorhabditis belari, 360 nucleotides. The record is from the annotation of a GenBank genome assembly. Lineage: Eukaryota; Metazoa; Nematoda; Chromadorea; Rhabditida; Rhabditidae.